Messenger RNA from Hemibagrus wyckioides, 2440 nucleotides. RefSeq names its product E3 ubiquitin-protein ligase SH3RF3-like. The transcript has 10 exons. Lineage: Eukaryota; Metazoa; Chordata; Actinopteri; Siluriformes; Bagridae. Gene Ontology annotation, molecular function: protein binding; metal ion binding. The record is from RefSeq and is a predicted model, not a curated record. The coding region runs from base 187 to 2439 and encodes 750 amino acids.
UUAGUUCCGGAGAAGCGGUGGAGUUUAAAAAAAAGAGAAAAAAAAAUCCCACAGCGCUUCCAGACCAGCUGCGCGAGAGGAGGAGAGCUCGCGCGUCACGGAGGAGCGUCGGUAUGUGUGUUCUCGCGCCGUGUUCGGUGAACGGGAUUACGUGUUAAUGCUCCGCGCGCCCUGACUGAACUGAAGAUGGACGAAUCGUCGCUGUUGGAUUUACUGGAGUGUUCGGUGUGCCUGGAGCGGCUGGAUGCGAGCGCCAAGGUGCUGCCGUGCCAGCACACGUUCUGCCGCCGCUGCCUCGAGAGCAUCGUGAGCUCGCGCCGCGAACUGCGCUGUCCUGAGUGUCGCGUGCUCGUUGACUGCGGCGUCGACGAUUUACCGGCCAACAUCCUGCUCGUGCGCCUCCUGGACGGCCUGAAGCACCGCGCGCCCGUGCGGCUGUUAGGCAACGCGUCGCCCCCCGGUACCGCGGUCCGGGACUCGCCCAGCGCCACGCGCAGCUCUCCAGUCAAGAAUGUCCCUCAGCUGCCUUGUGGCAAGGCGCUCUACAGCUACGAGGGCAAAGAGCCUGGUGACCUCAAGUUCAACAAGGGUGACAUCAUCAUCCUGCGACGGAAAGUGGACGAGAACUGGUACCACGGAGAGCUGAACGGCAGCCACGGCUUCCUGCCGGCGAGCUACGUGCAGUGCAUCAGGCCGCUGUCGCAAACGCCACCGCAGGGGAAAGCGCUCUACGACUUCGAGAUGAAGGACAAAGAGCAGGACAAAGACUGCCUCGCCUUCGCAAAGGAUGAGAUUCUGACGGUGAUCCGCCGAGUGGAUGAAAACUGGGCCGAAGGCAUGCUGGGAGAUAAGAUCGGCAUUUUUCCCAUCCUCUACGUGGAGCUAAAUGAAGCAGCCAAGCAGCUGAUGGAGAUGGAUAAACCAGUCCCUGGGCCGAGUGCUGACUCAGAAACCCCAGAAUCCUGCCACGGUGAUGUCCAUGGCGACGCCCCACGGCAACGAGCAGAAGGAAAGAAGAAUGCAAAGAAGCGUCACUCCUUCACAGCACUGAGCGUCACGCAGCGCACAGCACUCGCUAACAACAACCGCCACUCCAUGGAAAUCAAUGCGUCUGAUCCCAGAGCGAGAGUCGGAGAGUACGCUCAUCUUAGCUCCAGCGCUCCCACCUCACAGGACUCCUCGUUUAACCCCGGAGCAGUGGUGCAGCCUCGAGUGACUCCUACCUCUGGAGAGCUUCUUGCUGCUGCAAAAGUUCAGCUUCCUCUAAACAUCUACUUGGCUUUGUACGCGUAUAAACCGCAGAAAGCGGAUGAGCUGGAGCUGAGGAAAGGAGAGAUGUACCGCGUGAUGGAAAAGUGCCAAGACGGAUGGUUCAAGGGAACGUCACUGCGCAGUGGUGCCUCCGGAGUUUUCCCCGGGAAUUACGUCACUCCUGUAUCCAGAGCUCCGUUUGCAGUUGGCCAAUCACGCGCCUGCCUUCCCGGGUCAGUGAUUAAGCCGGUUCCCGGUUCUCCUGGGUCGCCCCGCCCCUCCAGCCCUGUCCUAAUUGGUCCUGUGUCUCGCGCUGUCCCUCACAUGACCACAAACCCUGCACCUUCACUGGUAACAAGUCCCACCCCUUCACUUGUCACAAGCCCCGCCCCUUCACUGUCCUCAAGCCCCGCCUCCUCUCCUCACUUGAAGAACUGCCUGCGAAUGUGCAGCCAGCCACAGCUGGGAGGCACUCCUCACUCCUCCCCCUCUCGAUCCCCCACCCCUCUGUGUACCCGCCCCUCGAUGAUCUCAUCUCCUCAGGUUCACCCAGUAAGCUCACUCAGUUUAGGCAUCCCCCAUCUGAAUGGGCCGGAGCCUCCGGAAUGUCCGUCAUCACCCAAGAUGGAGGAAAAGAAAGCUGAGAAGAAGGAAAAAAAGAGUGGCGUCCUCCUCAAACUGCUGAAGAAGAAGUCUCGCUCGCCGCCGUCCUCGUCCCCGACUCAUGACCCUACGUCCUCUUCGUCCUCGUCCUCCACCUCCUCCUCAUCUUCUGCAGCCAUUCACGGAGCCACGGCGGCAGAUUUCCAGGUGUUUAGCCGCGCCGGCUCGUGCCCCAUCGAGAGCGACAUGCAGGGAGCCGCCGGAAUCGAACCUCUUAACAGGAAGUGCGGCUCGCUCGACCUCGACCUGGCGCCGCGACAGCCGUUCUUCUCUCCUACUUCCUCUUCCUCAUCCUCCACUUCCUGUUCCGCGAUGCUGGCCAUCCGUCCUGAACCCAAACCUUUAUCUCGUGAGAGAUAUCGCGCCGUGGUGCCGUAUCCUCCUCAGAGCGAUGCUGAGAUCGAGCUGAAGCAGGGCGACAUCGUCUUCGUGCACAAGAAGCGUGAUGAUGGCUGGUAUAAGGGAACGCUGCAGCGCACCGGCCGCACCGGUCUUUUCCCCGGCAGCUUCGUCGAGAGCUUCUGAG